Acanthaster planci (crown-of-thorns starfish) is the source of this 2129-nucleotide messenger RNA. Its product is annotated as tripartite motif-containing protein 3-like. Lineage: Eukaryota; Metazoa; Echinodermata; Asteroidea; Valvatida; Acanthasteridae. The record is from RefSeq and is a predicted model, not a curated record. Gene Ontology annotation, molecular function: zinc ion binding.
GCGCGAGGCAAGUAUCGGCGCGCGCGCGUGGCAUCAAUAUCCAAAGCAUAAACGAAGACAUCACCGAGAUCCCAACAUGAGUCAAGUCUAGGACAAGUGCAGCUCCCUGACUUGAGGUACGGUACGAGAGAAGUUAAACUUGUUUGUGAAUUUCUGUACUUAUUAAACUUGAUGCACAAUGACGCUCACACAGCAGCAUCUUUACCUUUGACCUUACUCGUAAAGCAAGUGUACGCGCGUGUAUGAGUAAGGGGAUUCCCUUAUUGCGUACCCAGAGAGACGAACAUGACCCUUUCAAUUGUGCAAAGAUCGUAAGAACGAUAUUGCAUGAUUUCCCAAUGUACGGUGCUUGAUACAUGUAAGUGGGUAUGAACUUCUUGUAACAUAUUUUCGUACUAGUUUAGCCGUUUUCUACAACGAUAUAACUUACGCCAACAUCCAGAGAGCCAUUUUGCGAGCCAGUUCCGGAUAGUGUCUUUGAGUGAACCAUUGACCUGGAUGGUUGGGCCACAACAGUGGUAGUGACUAGUGAUUUGUUGCAGCCAAACUGUCAGACAGUGUUUUUGGACGUGCGCAAUGGCAGAAAUGAGAACUUGCCACUCGAGCCUGAGGAAGUUUGCUGAGGAGCAUCUGCAGUGUGCAAUAUGCCACAGCCUGUACAGGAAUCCCAAGACGCUGACCUGUCUGCACAGCUUCUGCGAAGAGUGCCUCAUGAGAUGUUGGGGCUCCCGUCCCUGGCCGUCCGCAAAUUGUCCCAUCUGUCGGAGGGCAGUUUCCAUUCCGGGGCAGGUUCCGUGUCAGGUGAAGAACCUGCCCACUGAUUUCAAGCUCGCGAGCAUGGUGGAGGCGGCUGUCAAGGACGACGCGCAGACAGUGCCCACGUGCACCAAGCACGGCGGCAAAAAAUGCUGCGUUUUUUGUAAAACCUGCCACCAGCUGAUCUGUUUCACGUGCAUGAAAGAGUCUCACUACAGCCACGACGUCGGGGAUGUGGGUGAGACGGUGGAAGAAUUCAAACAGUGUGCGAGAGAGCACAUGAUCAAGUGCAACAAGUCCUUGGAAGACAUGACCAAGGCAUUGGAGACGGUCACACAGACGAAGCUAGACUUUCGCAUGGCACUGGAAAUAAUACGCCAAGACGUCAGUGUCAGAGCUGGGGAGGAAGUGGCACGAAUAACUGCCGCUAAGCAGUGCAUCUUGGAUGAGCUCAAUGAGAUCCAGAGUGACAGGGAGAAGCAAUUGGACGGUAACUCCAAAGUCAUCUUCUCGGUCACAAAACAUUUGCAGCGGGCUGCCGGUGGGUUCAAAUCGCUGGUGAAGAUGCCCAAUGACUACGAGUUCAUGGAAAAGUACCCCAAAUUGAAGGCUUACUUCUCUAAGCUGACAGAUCAGUGUUACACUGAAUCUGUCAAAUCUAUUGCGCCCUUUUCCAUUGAGUAUGCCCCGUCAGCCAGAAGUCCUCAGAAAUUCAAUCUGGGUAGACUUAUUUGUCACACUCACCGUGGUGGUGAAGGUGAUAAGAGUGGUGAUGGAGAGAGCGUGCACACUCGUGGUGAGGACGAGCAGUGUUGUGAUGAUAGGUCACGUGGCAGCGAAAAUGAUAGUGAUAAUGAUACUCAGAGUGAUGCAGAUAGUGACUCGGACUGUGACGUUGAUGUAGGUGGAAAAAGUGUAGGUAGGUGUGGAAGUGAUGGUAAAGGUGCUGAUAGGGGUGAGGGUGCAGGUGACAGUGGAAGUAAUGAUGGCGAAGGUGAAGGCAGUGGCAGCGGUGAAGGUGGUGGUGGUGGUGAAGGUGCAAUUGUCGAUGAAGAUUUAAAUUGUGAGUACACCGAUGACGAGGAUGACGGUAGCGGUGAUUCUGAAGAUUACAGUGGGAGUGACAUCAGUGUUGAAGACGAUGAUGGCGAGGCACAGAAAGGGAAUUAUUCCCUGGGUACAUACAAAAAGCAAAAACUGAGCCACUGAGGUAUAAGAUCAUCAUUUUUAUCCUUGCCUUGUUCUUAGCCAAGGAUUAUUGACACCUCCCAUUCAGCUCUUACCAGCUGCAUUUCUGGGCCAAUUUCAAAGAGCAGCUCAAGCUUAAAAUUUGUUUUAAGCUUGUAAAAACCUUGCUUAAAAAAACAAAGGUU